UUAGACAUGAGCGGGUCUGAACUGUCUCAACUUUACAACGACUACUCGUCCAGCGAUAUCAAUAUAAUCGAAUACAACAGAUUUAUUUGGGAUGCCGUGUUCAGCUACUUUUCGCCUCUAGCAAUCAUUUUUGCCGUUCUCGGUCUAGGAGAGGAGAUCUUUCUGGAUCGUGGUCUAGCCUGUAAUGCUCCGGGAUACGUCGACCGUGAUCAGUAUGAAUAUGUUGUUCUCUGGUGCUCAAGGCAUGUCUUACGAGUCGAUCUUUUACCAUCACUUAUUGUGCUUCACACAUUUUUUGUUGUGACACCUCAACUGGUGUGGGAAGUCUAUGCUGCUCCAUCCUUGCAGCAAUUCUUUUCUCUGACGCCAGGUAUAGAGCACUUGAGGGAGAAGAAAGUGGGGACAUAUGAUGAGGACACUUCGGCUGUUGUGCAGUACUUGAGAGACAACUACAGACACAAGACUGGAUUGCUUCGUUCGUAUCGUUACAAGAUCAUCUUUCAGACUGUUGUCAGUUGGAUUGCAUUUGUUGGUAUGUUGGGAACGUACGAGGGAGGUAUUGCAUUUACUGUCGACUUUAACUGCUCGAGAGUGGGAUUGGUUGGUGAAACAAAACACUCGAACGUGUCAACAAAUGAUGGACUUGAUCCGUUUGAUGCUCUGUGCUCAUACACAUCGUCUAGUUUAUUCUUUGCUUUGUGGAUUGCUGAUAUGAUUUUAUUGCUACUGACAGCUGGCGUUGCUAUAUUUGGGUUAGUAUGGCUUAAACAAAGUCACUGGGAAGAACUGGAUUACGAAGGAAGGGCUGACUUUUACUAUUCAUUUUCUAUGAAUAGUGGGAACUAUGAUCCUAGUCAUUCUCAAAAGAUGAAGUCGACGAUAAAAGAUGAUUUUGAUUUUCUGACUUUGUUGUUAUUCAAUUCUGAUAAAGGACUAGGAGAAACACUGUGCAAUGUGCAAGUUGAACUGCAUUUGCAGGGAAGAUGGGCCAAUGACUAUGAGAGUUACACCAACUAUAUAUCUCUGCAUGUUAAUAGUCCAAAUCAAGAUGCAACUAUUAAGGAAGAGUUGGACAAAUUAGCUGAUCGUGUGACGAAUGCAGUUGAGCAACCAAAUCAAGUGAAUAGUCCAACUUGUCAUUUGGGCGAUCAUCUUAUUUACCUAUGUCGAGGUAGAGGUGAAAAUGAAUCCUUUAAGCGUCCGUAUAUUCUCUUUAAGUCCGCACUUCAUCUAUUUUGUGGGUCCAAGGGAUGCACAGUUGCACUUGCAAGACUCAGCAGACAGACUAUUGCAGUUGACUUUAAUCCGUUCUACUCUACUUCAUCAAAUCUCGAAAUGGUAAGUGAAAAUAUUUCAGCCGACUCAAAAGAAUCUAUUAUCGAGGAAACAUUUACAAACAUAUAUCAUUUGCGAGUUCCUGCUGAUGUUACUAGCAAAGCUAGUAAAGAGUCAGAGCAGCUGAGAGAGAGGUUGACCAAAACUACAGCAUAUUUGCCAGAGGGAGAGCAAAAAGUUUCUUUAAAGUAUGACCUGAUAGUAGUCACCUCUCUGGAACCACACUUGCGAGCCAGUACAGUAAAAGUAAUCAUGGAAGCAAUGUUUCCAGACUCUUUCAUGGAUGGAUGUUUUGUUGUUGUCUAUUCUAAAACUGAGUCGUUGAGAGACAGGAUUAUGAAAUAUCUGAUGCAAUAUUGUAACGACGAUACUCUACUCGAGGGCAAGCAUGUAUUCCACAUCAAUGGUAAAGAUGUUCUUGUCUAUUACCGAGUGAAUCGAUUCAACCAAGACAACUGCCAACGAUUAUACUCUACGUCGUAGACAUAAAAGACACUACUGAUUGAAACUAUUUUACUGUUAUAUCUAUUUUGCAUAUGUUGUAAUCUGCUAGUAGUAUAUAGAGUAUACGUGUACCAGCGCCGGAUCCAGGAAUUUUUUAAAGAAGGGGUUCAUCGUUAGCAGUUAUUUAUAGCAUUACUAAUUUUCUCUUUUCUAAUGAAAUUAUAUGAAAUUAUU
Corticium candelabrum is the source of this 2013-nucleotide messenger RNA. RefSeq lists its product as uncharacterized. The transcript is spliced from 5 exons. Lineage: Eukaryota; Metazoa; Porifera; Homoscleromorpha; Homosclerophorida; Plakinidae. The record is from RefSeq and is a predicted model, not a curated record. Bases 7 to 1818 code for a protein of 603 amino acids.